AAACGUAACCAGCUACAGAGAGGAAAGUGGCUACUAAGUAGCUUUUCUUUGUGCUUCAAGUGGACACCACGCGCCGUCUUUAGCAGGUUGAAGACGCUCGCCAAACUUGAAUCUGUCUGAGGACCAGACAGAAUAUAUGCGUCAUUGCACGGAAGACCAGGAAGAGGAAAAGGGAAUGGAGGAGGACAGCCCUCUAGUGGCCAUUGCACCCGAAGUUUCACUCCCAGAAGAGCAGCCUUCUGCCUGCACUGAUGUCUCUGCUAGUCCUGCUUUCCAGUGUUUAGAUGAGUUGUUGGCAUUGGGCAAGAUCAGCCAGAUCAAAGCUGCCAAACAAUCCAGCUACAAGCUCCUCCAUGAUACCUUAAAGAGUGCCCAGGAUUCUGAGAUCCACCUUUUAGAAGAGGCAAAGAGGUGUCGGGCUGAGCUGAAGAGGCUUCAGGUGGAGGUGGAGAGUACAGAGGAGAAGAGCACCUUUGAGGAGCCGGGAAGUGAGGUCAAUGAACUGAGGCAACAGCUCCUCCAAGCAUACAAUGAACUGAAAGCUGCUGAGGAGCGAGAAUACAAGGCACAGCAUGAGCUAAAGUGUCUCUGGGAAGAGAAGCGAUAUCUGGAGAAGGAGAAUGAGAUUCAGAUGAAACCUGCUGAGCAGGAGGACAAGACAGAAGCUGUGCAGGACCAGUAUGAGGAUCUGAGGAGAGAGGUGGUACAAAGACAACAAGAAAUCAGAAGUCUGAUGGAAGAUGUGGAAACCCAUGAAAUGCAGAUAUUGAAAGAACAGAAUGAGCUGGAAGAUAAGAAGGAACUCAUUGAGCUCAAAGAGGCUGAGAAGGCCCAGCUCAUCAGCAUACCCGACCAGAUUUUAAAGGAAACCGAAAGGAAGCGCUCUAAGAAGGAAGCUGCAAUGAGAAGGAUGAAUCUAAAUAUGGAGAUUUCAGAAAUUGAGCAGCAAGUAAAAGCGGUGGAUGAGCGAAACCUUUCCCUCGGGAUGAAGAAGGAGGAGGUGAUGCAAGAGCUGGAGGGUCUGAGGGCCAGAGUAGAGGCCGGUCAGAGGCUUUACAGACAGCUGCAAAAAGAGCAGGAGAUCAGGAAGGAGGAGGUGGCUGAAUUCAUGGGCAACAGAGGCAUCUUGGAAAUGAAACUGCAGAACAUCAUGUGUGACAGAAAGCAUCUGUAUGAGAGACAGUCUGUGCAGCUCAAGGAGAAAAACAGACAGAUGCAGGCCCUGAGGAGGACGGAGCACGCAUUGACCGCGGCCACCGAACAGCUAGAGCACACGCAGUCUGUCUACGAUGAGUUAAAUGCACAGUUAGAUGCUGUUCCCAAAAGAGAGGCCAGUAUUCAGCAAAGGAUGGAGCUUCAGAAAGAGGUGGAUGCUCUCAAAGUCAGCUUUGAAAAGCAGCUAUCGGUGGCUGAGGAGGAAAGCGAGAAGCAGCAGCAGUGUGGGGUCAUUCAGGAGCUGCUGAGAGAGUCAAACCGCCUCAGAGAGGAACUCCAUAACCUGAGAUGUUUGACACAAAUCAAAGCAGAGGAGAGAGGCCAGAAGCACCGUGAACUGCUCAGAGCUGAGCAGCUGAAUGAGCGCAUCCGGCAAGAGCUGAAAGAAAAAGACCUGAUCAUCAUGGACCAGAACAAACUCAACGCCAUGCUACAGCGCAGAAUAUUACAGUACUCUAAGCUGUGUGAUAUGGUUAUGGACGAGAAGAAAAAGUAUGUCAAGCUGAAGCAGAUGGCUUCACAGACGAUCACAGACUUGACAGAGCAGAUUAAGGUCCUGGAAAAUGAGACAGAAAUCCAGCGCACCAUUGCCAUAAACAAGGACAGAGCACUCUCAAAGGCUCGGAUGAAGAUCUCUAAUACUUCAAAAAUUAGAGACAAGCUACACAAUGACGUCUCCAAGGCUGCCGGGCAGCAGCGCCAUGAUCAGGAGUGUGAGGACAAACUGGAACUAAUGAAGCUCGCUCAAAUGAUCAGCCGUCAGGAGGAGACUAUUCUGGAAAUAAACAAGAAUCAUGAAACUGCAAUACAGCGGCGCAAUUUCCUAGGAAUCCAGCUCCUGGAGCACGAAGAGAUUUUGUUUAACUACUAUGAGAAGGUGAAUAUCCAGGAGGCAGCUAUCACUAAAGGAAAUGUGACUCUGGAGGCCCUGGAGAAGGACAUGAGAGACUUGGAGUUAAAGAUUAAUGAGGAGAAGAGAGAGAUAGACCUGAAGAAGAAGGAUAUACUCCUUAAGAGAAAACUGGAGGAGGAGAUUACAGUGCUCCAAAUAGAGCUGUCAGAAGCCAGGGACAAGACACUUGAAGGUGUGGAGCGAAAAGUGGAUUACAAAGAGCUAAAGGGCAAAGACCCAUCAACUGCAGAACUGGUCAAGAAAAUUGAGCAGCUCGAGGUGAAUCUAGCCGAGCGCGAGAGGCAGUUGCUGGAAAAAGAACUCCUGGUGGACCAGGUGACCCGGCUCUCAAAGCCACUCAGCGAGCAAGCUGAGAACUGCCAAGAGGAGAGACUCUCACUGGCAAAGAAGCUGAAUGAGCUCCGAACAAACAUAAUCAACACCAACCACCGUAUGAUGGCUGUUUCUGCAGAACUUUCCAUGAAGCAAGCUGCUGCUUUAUAUCUACAACAACAGAUCAAGGAGAAAGAGCUUCAGAUGGACAAGUGCCAGCGGCGGCUGGAACAGGGCCUGUCACCAUACCCUGAUAUAGAGGAGGAGUGGAGGAGGAUGCUCCGGGACAAGAAGAGAAGACAGAGGGACAAAGAGGAGAAAGAGAGGCUUGCUGAAGAGGAGUGGAGGCAGUUACCUAAUGGAGAGUACACCACAGCCGAAGCACGUCCCAACGCAUACAUCCCGCUGAACGCUCCGCUGCCUCUGCCCAAACCCUACGGAGCCCAGGCCCCCUUCAAACCUUCCCAACCAGGGGCCAACAUGAGACACUUUCGCAAACCCACACUCAAACCCUUAGAAAUAUAGAAAACAUGUCUUUGGACAAAGAUCACAUGUUGAUGACAUUAGGAUGUUCUUUUUUUUAUUGAUGUACUUCAAGCUUUAAAAAAAAAAAAAAAAGAUGUUUCAGUGAUUUAUCUCAUGUAUUCCCAUACUUCCUUCUUCCUCCUCUCAGCUGCUUGUGUAUGUUUGUGUCCUCACUGCUGUGAGCUUGUACUUGUGGAAUGCAUCUGGUUCUAAUUUUGGUUCCUUUACUGGCACUAGCUUGUUUACAGUCAGUUUGCAGUUAAACUGAAAACUGUAGGAGAGUGGAAGGAAGGACAAGGAGACUCAGUAAUGUAUUGCUGUAUUCUUUUCUGCACCUCGCGAACGCAUCAUCAUACUUUUACCACCUUUCUCUAAAAGAUAAAUUCAUUUCUCAGGGCCACUGGAAUAUUUCGGCGCAUUUGUCACUCUUGUUGUUU
Molecule: messenger RNA, 3402 nt
Organism: Archocentrus centrarchus (flier cichlid)
Lineage: Eukaryota; Metazoa; Chordata; Actinopteri; Cichliformes; Cichlidae
Gene: ccdc146
Product: coiled-coil domain containing 146
Cellular component (GO): cytoskeleton
Source: RefSeq, a predicted model, not a curated record